Molecule: messenger RNA, 350 nt
Organism: Arachis ipaensis
Lineage: Eukaryota; Viridiplantae; Streptophyta; Magnoliopsida; Fabales; Fabaceae
Source: RefSeq, a predicted model, not a curated record
AUGGAAAAACUCUUCUCUCUCACUGUCAGGCCCUCUCCGCCUCCCCACCGCGACCCAAUUCUCUAUAGCGGAGCAUGUGCUACAAGGUGCCGGUUAUCAUCUCGUUCAAAUCUCUGCCACAGAGCCUAUGAAACUUGCUGCCAGCGCUGCAACUGUGUGCCGCUGGGCACCGCCGGCAACCAAGAAGUGCGCCCUUGCUAUGCUAGCUUUACCACCCACGGUGGCAAGCGCAAGUGCCCUUAAUUCCAACCAAUUACUUAAUUAAAUCCAUGCAUGUGUAUAUUGCUUCAUCACCACGCUCUCAAUAAACUCAUGGAAGAAUAAUAAUUGUUUACUCGUUUUUUUUUCAA